UCAACACACGGAUGGGAGGGAGCUGAUCAACACACCGGCUGGCCGACGUGGAAGUGGGAUCAAACAGACACACGUGUGUGGCAGCAUGGCAUGCUGGUUUUCUUGUGCUCUCUGUGGCUUACACUCUGGCGAGCGAAGCGAUGGGCGGCGAACUGAGUCAGUCAGCAGUGCCACCGCUGAACCCAACUGCAUCCACAGCCCGUGUAGAUCCGCAUCUGCCGAUGGUGCUCUCUGUCGAUUGACAUCCGUGGCUGCAUCCCGACCUAUCCUCAACGAACAAAUCUCCGGGCAGAUCACUGCAGAUCUCAAAGGUGCGAGCUUGUGAUCCGUUGCAGCGCGCAGUGGCCUUUUGGCACCUCCCAUGCCCUUCCCCGCGUCCAUACCUUGCGCUAGUCUACGUCCCAU
This is a messenger RNA of Vitrella brassicaformis, 405 nucleotides long. Lineage: Eukaryota; Vitrellaceae. The record is from the annotation of a GenBank genome assembly.